AGACUGAAGGACCGGCUGAAGUCUGUGUUUGUUCCUUGUUUGGGAAGCGAGUGGGAGGGGAGCGGGCUAAGGGGCUAUAUAACCCUUCUGUCUUCGGCUUCCCUGAACACCACCCAGCUGGAGAAGCCCGGCCAAGCACUGUCAGGAACCGUGUAAAGCAGCUCCACCAUGUGUGAAGAAGAGGACAGCACUGCCUUGGUGUGUGACAACGGCUCUGGGCUCUGUAAGGCCGGCUUUGCUGGGGAUGAUGCUCCCAGGGCUGUUUUCCCAUCCAUCGUGGGACGUCCCAGACAUCAGGGGGUGAUGGUGGGAAUGGGACAAAAAGACAGCUACGUGGGUGAUGAGGCACAGAGCAAAAGAGGAAUCCUGACGCUGAAGUACCCCAUAGAGCACGGCAUCAUCACCAACUGGGACGACAUGGAGAAGAUCUGGCACCACUCUUUCUACAAUGAGCUUCGUGUUGCCCCAGAAGAGCAUCCGACCCUGCUCACUGAGGCACCCCUGAACCCCAAGGCCAACCGAGAGAAAAUGACCCAGAUCAUGUUUGAGACUUUCAAUGUCCCAGCCAUGUAUGUGGCUAUUCAGGCAGUGCUAUCCCUCUAUGCCUCUGGACGUACAACUGGCAUCGUGCUGGACUCUGGGGAUGGCGUCACCCACAACGUGCCCAUCUAUGAGGGCUACGCCCUGCCCCACGCCAUCAUGCGCCUGGACCUGGCUGGCCGAGACCUCACUGACUACCUCAUGAAGAUUCUGACUGAGCGUGGUUAUUCCUUCGUGACUACUGCUGAGCGGGAGAUUGUCCGGGACAUCAAGGAGAAACUCUGCUACGUAGCUCUGGAUUUUGAAAACGAGAUGGCCACUGCUGCAUCCUCCUCCUCCCUGGAGAAGAGCUAUGAGCUUCCUGACGGGCAGGUGAUCACCAUUGGCAACGAACGCUUCCGCUGCCCCGAGACCCUGUUCCAGCCGUCCUUCAUCGGGAUGGAAUCUGCUGGCAUCCAUGAAACCACCUACAACAGCAUCAUGAAGUGUGACAUUGACAUCAGGAAGGACCUCUAUGCCAACAACGUCCUCUCAGGGGGCACUACCAUGUACCCUGGCAUUGCUGACCGGAUGCAGAAGGAGAUCACGGCCCUCGCGCCAAGCACCAUGAAGAUCAAGAUCAUUGCCCCUCCGGAGCGCAAGUACUCUGUCUGGAUUGGCGGCUCCAUCCUGGCCUCCCUGUCCACCUUCCAGCAGAUGUGGAUCAGCAAGCAGGAAUACGACGAAGCCGGGCCUUCCAUUGUGCACCGCAAAUGCUUCUAAGGCACCUCCCUGCUCUCUGCCUCUAUCACACAACUGUGAAUGUUUUGUGGAAUAAUGCCUUCAAUUCCUUUCCAAAUCAUUCCUAGCCAAAUCUCUGCCUCGUUACCUAUGUGUUUUUUAAUAAAUCUGAAAUAUGCUACUGGUAA
Molecule: messenger RNA, 1448 nt
Organism: Otolemur garnettii (small-eared galago)
Lineage: Eukaryota; Metazoa; Chordata; Mammalia; Primates; Galagidae
Gene: ACTA2
Product: actin, alpha 2, smooth muscle, aorta
Exons: 9
Coding region: 169-1302 (377 amino acids)
Source: RefSeq, a predicted model, not a curated record